Danio aesculapii is the source of this 1284-nucleotide messenger RNA. Its product is annotated as fibroleukin. The record is from RefSeq and is a predicted model, not a curated record. Lineage: Eukaryota; Metazoa; Chordata; Actinopteri; Cypriniformes; Danionidae.
GCAACAACAAAUCUGAAGAGAGAGAAAACAUCAGGGAUACGGGAGUUUUUAGGCAGUGUACAGGUGUCUCUAUCUCUCUGGACACUUCUGGUGGCCUGAGCAGCAUGUGUGUGCGUGUUGUGCUGUUGUUUUUGCUGGGAGUGUAUAUGAUGUGUGUUCGUGUGUGGUGUCAGAGGGACAUUCUGGUGGCCGGACCCCCAAACAGCGCAACAUCACCCCCCAAAAUACAUCAGCCUCACUCUCAGGACUCGAGGCUCAGAAAGACUCCAGAGAACCGCAAACAUGCACAGGUGUCUGACACCUCUGAGCGGCUCAUCCAGCUGCAGCGCUGUAUGCUACAACAUGAAUCAGUGGCUGUGAGUCAGGGAGAUGGGUCAGACUCACUGGUCGCCUUUCUGGCUCUAAUGGCGGCGGUGCUGACUGAAUGUAACCUCCACUGCCAUAGUCAGAGACUGCGAGAGAUGGCCACCAGACUCGAAAAUGUGGUGGGCAAAAACGGGGAGAAAGACUUGCUGCUGUUACUGAAGAGUAUCACACAUUCUAAACCUAAUGGCCUCAAACCAAGGACUCCUACAGCGCCUCCAUCUGCAGGGCUUUACCCUCAAGACUGUCAUGAAAUCUACCAAUUAGGAAUCAAAGAGAACGGAAUCUACACCAUACAGCCCGAUCCAAAGCAGCCAGCGCUGGAGGCUGUGUGUGACAUGGUUUCAGCUGGAGGAGGAUGGACGGUGUUCCAGCGUCGAUUUGAUGGAAAAACUGACUUUAACCGAACCUGGCAGGAGUACCGUGAUGGAUUUGGCUCCCCGCAGACAGAGCACUGGCUAGGGAACACAUUUCUCUAUGCAUUAACCGCCAACGGGCAACACACACUCCGAAUCACUCUACAAGACUGGCAUGAACAGACACGCCAUGCUAAUUAUAACAACUUUAAAGUGGCUGGAGAAAACCAGAGGUUCCGUCUGACUGCUCGAGAGUACCACGGUGAUGCUGGCAAUGCAUUCAGCUACAGCAAACAGUACAAUCACGAUGGCAGAGCGUUCAGCACAUAUGACCGGGAUCAUGACCGCUACGCUGCUGGUAACUGUGCCCGUUACUAUGGUGCAGGCUGGUGGUUUGAUUCCUGUUUGGCUGCAAACCUCAAUGGACGCUUCCAUCACGGCCGUUACAGCGGCAUCACAGACGGCAUCUACUGGGGUACCUGGUAUAUCCUGACCGAGUAUCGCACUGGGGAAAGAUAUUCAUUUAAGAGCGUUGAAAUGAAAACGAGACCCAGGCGAAGCUAGG